This is a messenger RNA of Cottoperca gobio, 948 nucleotides long. RefSeq names its product C-1-tetrahydrofolate synthase, cytoplasmic-like. Gene Ontology annotation, biological process: tetrahydrofolate interconversion. The coding region runs from base 1 to 948 and encodes 315 amino acids. Gene Ontology annotation, molecular function: methylenetetrahydrofolate dehydrogenase (NADP+) activity; methenyltetrahydrofolate cyclohydrolase activity. NCBI's taxonomy places the organism in Eukaryota, Metazoa, Chordata, Actinopteri, Perciformes, Bovichtidae. Gene Ontology annotation, cellular component: cytosol. The transcript has 9 exons. The record is from RefSeq and is a predicted model, not a curated record.
AUGGGGGACGUGACGGUGACUAAGUCCCCUGACGGGGUUUGGUGUUUGUGCAGGUUGGUGAGGGAGCGGCUGAAGGCGGAGGUAGAGGAGAUGAAGAGUCAGUUCUCAGGGUUCAGACCCGGUCUGGUGGUCCUGCAGGUGGGAGACCGAGACGACUCGAACUUGUACAUCAGCAGCAAGCUGAAGGCUGCAGCCGAGAUUGGAAUCGAUGCAAAACAUCUGAGACUGCCGAACACGACGACGCAGGACGAGGUGCUGCAGAGCAUCCUGUCUGUCAACCAGAACCUGUCUGUCCACGGCCUGAUCGUCCAGCUUCCUCUGGACUCCGUCAGCUCCAUCGACACUGAACUCAUCACCAACGCUGUGUGUCCAGAGAAAGACGUGGACGGUCUGAGCUGUAUGAAUGCAGGGAAGUUGUCUCGAGGAGAUCUGAGCGACUGCUUCAUCCCCUGCACCCCCAAUGGCUGCAUGGAGCUCAUCAGACAGACAGGCGUGUCCGUGGCUGGGAAACACGCCGUUGUGAUCGGUCGCAGUAAGAUCGUCGGAGCACCGAUGCACGACCUGCUGCUGUGGAACCACGCCACGGUGACCACCUGCCACUCAAAGACUUUGGACCUCCCUGAACAGGUGGGCCGGGCUGACGUCCUGGUGGUGGGGGCGGGCCGAGCGGAGAUGGUAAGAGGAGAGUGGCUAAAGGAGGGCGCGGUGGUCAUCGACUGUGGAAUCAACCACAUCCCAGAUGAGACAAAGCUGAGUGGUAAACGGGUUGUCGGCGACGUCCACUAUGCCUCAGCCAAUCAGAGAGCAGGAUUCAUCACACCUGUUCCAGGAGGGGUGGGGCCGAUGACGGUGGCCAUGCUCAUGGAGUCUGCGCUCAGGGUAACACUGUGCUCUCUAACAGGAGGCCGUCGUCAUGGAAACAGCAGCGGAGUCGUCAACAGGAAGUGA